AUGGCUUGCUCAGGGCUGACUAUUCUCGAAAAUCCAGCCUUCUUCUUUCUGUUUAUUGCAGUUCUCAUUGCAACCCUUUGCAAUUCCGCAUUUUCGCCGACCAUCAAUCUCUGGUCCUAUCAACAACCAUCAAGAGCUGAACAGCAUAAAAGCUCCAUGACAACUGCUGCCACUAUAAAAUCUGCAAUGUCCAAGCUAUCACAUGCCACCAUCGUCCUGCACCGGUCUGCGGCUCGCGGCCACGCAGAUCACGGCUGGCUGAACUCGUAUCAUACAUUCAGUUUCGCGAACUACUAUGACCCUGACCUCAUGAACUUCGGGUCCCUGCGCGUCCUCAAUGAGGAUCGCGUUGCUCCCAACACGGGGUUUCCUACGCAUCCACAUCGCGAUGCGGAGAUUUUCAGCUACAUUCUUAGCGGCGAGUUGACGCAUAGGGAUAGCAUGCUUAAGAAAGGCGAGGAGGGGAAGCAAGGGAAGGACUUUUACAGGAUGAAGAGGGGUGAUGUGCAGUUUACUACCGGAGGGACUGGAAUUGCCCACUCCGAGCAAAACGAACACUCCUCAGAGACAGUCCACUUUCUCCAAAUAUGGGCUUUACCCUGGCGCAAGGGUCUCAUGCCACAGUAUCACACAGUGACCUUUGACGAGAGCCUCAAACGACAGGCCUUCCUACCCAUCCUCUCCCCUCUAGCAGCUGGCAAAAACGCGUCUGUGGCUGAAGAGAAAGAGGCCAAGCCCAAGAUUGCAGGCACAAUUCCGAUUCAUGCAGAUUUCGUGAUGGGCGCGGGCAUUAUUGCUGUGGAUCGGAAAUUUAAGUGGAGAGUCGGAGGCCCUGAAGGAGAAGAAGGUAAAAACGCGGUGGAGAGUAACAGGAAUCGAAAUGUCUAUGUGCAUUUGCCUAUGACUAAGAAUGGGAGAGCGCGGAUUAGAUUGGAUGGUAGGGAAGCGGCGGUGUUGCAGGAGGGGGAUGGCGCGUUUGUGAAGGGGGUUAAUGUUGGUGAUGAGAUUAAUGUGGAGAGUAUAGGCGAGGCCGAGGCGGAGGUUGUGAUAUUGGAUAGUGAUUAG
Molecule: messenger RNA, 1065 nt
Organism: Talaromyces atroroseus
Lineage: Eukaryota; Fungi; Ascomycota; Eurotiomycetes; Eurotiales; Trichocomaceae
Exons: 2
Coding region: 1-1065 (354 amino acids)
Source: RefSeq, a predicted model, not a curated record